This is a messenger RNA of Nicotiana attenuata, 549 nucleotides long. RefSeq lists its product as uncharacterized. Lineage: Eukaryota; Viridiplantae; Streptophyta; Magnoliopsida; Solanales; Solanaceae. The transcript has a single exon. Bases 1 to 549 code for a protein of 182 amino acids. The record is from RefSeq and is a predicted model, not a curated record.
AUGGUGCCAGAAUACAUUAAAGUUGCAUGGAGAGGAGUAAUGCUACAUCCAGGUGUGCAUCCUAGCUUCAGAUUUAUCCUAUGGCUUGCAAUGCAGAGAAGAUUAGCAACUGUGGAUAGAUUAAUGCAAAUAGGCAUCAAUGUCCCAAAUGAAUGCACCUUCUGUAAACAAACUCAGGAAACCUUCAACCACCUAUAUUUUGAAUGCAUGAUCACAAACAGAAUAUGGGCUAAAAUGUGUAAAUGGCUGGGGUACACAAGGAACAUAGGUGACUGGGAAUGUGAACUGCAGUGGAUCAGUAUUAUAGCAAAAAGCAGGAAAGGAUUAAGUGGCAUCACUUGCUGCAUUUUUACUAUGAUGGUUGCAGUGAUAUGGAGGGAGAGGAAUAGUAGCAGAUUUGAGCAAAAGAGGAUUGAUGAGCAGAAGGUCUGCAGGGAGAUGGUCCAACACAUCCAUGUACGAGGGAAGAAUCACAGUAGAUGGAAAGCAGCAUUGGAGCAGCUGGAUUUUUUCCUUGAUUGUAAAUACAGCAUAUCAAAUAUAGCAUAG